This is a messenger RNA of Cynara cardunculus var. scolymus (artichoke), 1845 nucleotides long. RefSeq names its product membrane-bound transcription factor site-2 protease homolog. Gene Ontology annotation, molecular function: metalloendopeptidase activity. Lineage: Eukaryota; Viridiplantae; Streptophyta; Magnoliopsida; Asterales; Asteraceae. The transcript is spliced from 10 exons. Gene Ontology annotation, biological process: regulation of response to endoplasmic reticulum stress; membrane protein intracellular domain proteolysis. The record is from RefSeq and is a predicted model, not a curated record. The coding region runs from base 38 to 1654 and encodes 538 amino acids. Gene Ontology annotation, cellular component: membrane; cytoplasm.
GGCUCUCAGUUAGGCAGUGUCCAAACCAAAUCCAUCAAUGGCGGAAGGCAACAUUCAGCUACAGCCAGGGAGAAGACCUGGAAGGAGACCAGGGGGAGGAACACCCCAACGCACCCUUCUUCCUCUUCGCCGUGUCUCUCACCUUUCCAACUCCAUAUCCUGCUGGUAUUGUGACUUCAAGUCGUCAGUCUUUAACGAACCUCUCUUCCAUUUCGGACGGAAAUAUUCCAGGUGGUUGAGAAUAUGGUUUUCUGUUGGAAUGGGUUUCAGCCUGACCACUUUGAUUGGAGUUACGGUGAUUAUCUUAUUGGAAUCAGCUAGGGCUUUGAAUCUGUAUGAUGGGAUCCCACAGCUUAACAGUAUUCAAAAUGGAUCUAUCUUGGAAUUCUACUCUCCGGUUUUGAAAUAUAGCAUAUCAAUCACUGAUGUUGGAUAUAUGUGUAUAUCUUCUAUCAUAUCUGUAUUGGUACAUGAACUUGGGCACGCCCUUGCUGCUACAAGCGAGGGCAUGCAAAUUGAGUACACUGCCGUGUUUUUGGCAGUUCUAUUUCCAGGUGCUCUGGUGGCUUUUAAUAAUGAGAUGCUGCAAAUGAUACCACGCGUAGCUACACUUAGAAUAUACUGUGCUGGAGUCUGGCAUAAUGCAGCAUUAUGUGUGGUUUGUGCAUUGACCUUGUUCUUGUUACCGCUGAUAUUAUAUCCACUUUACUCACAUGGUGAAAGCCUCAUGGUACUGGGUGUUUCUGCUAGAUCACCUUUGAAUGGGUACUUGUCUCCUGGUGACGUAGUUACUAUGUUGGAUGGCAAGCAUAUUCGUACUACUAACGAGUGGAAGGAGAUGGCUUAUUUAUUAGACAAGCAAGUACUUCAAACAACAAAACAAUAUGUCAGCAAUAAGGGGUAUUGUGUCCCAAAUUUGGUGAUUGCAAAGAGCAAGAAUGCUGAAAUCGUAGACAACCAAUUCAUAUGUCCAAAUGGGCUCACUUUAUUUACUACUAUUUCCUGUGCUGAAUCAAGUACAAUAAAUGACAGUAGCAGCAACGAAAUUGGUUAUCAACUGACAAGAGAGCAUAUAUACUGUUUCCCAGCUAAAGGAGUAUUAGGGGAGAAAAAAUGUGGUGAUGGAUGGGUUAAUAGUGUUAAAAAUGACGGCAACUGUUUGUGUACAGAGGAUGAAUCUUGCUCAACUCCAAUCCAUAUGCCAGGUCUAGCAUGGGCUGAAAUCACAUUUUCAAGACCUUACUCUCCUGAAUGUCAGCGAGUUGGAAAUAAGAUGCGCUCAAGUUAUAAUAAUUCUGGCUCCGGAGAAAAUAGCUGUAGUGGGACUUUCGUUUUCAUAGGUGACAUGAUGUCGAUGGCACGUUCCAUUUGGUUAACCGAAUAUCAAUCCCGUUGGUUGUAUGGUGUUGCAUAUAUUCCAGCUGUAGUGGAGAAGCUGUUGGUAAACACCUUUCAUGUCUCGUUGAUGCUAGUUCUUCUCAACAGCUUACCGGUGUACCAUCUUGAUGGGGAAUCCAUUCUAGAGGUGGCUCUUUGCUGCUUCGGUUCCUUGACCCCGACCAUACGAAAACUGGUUCUUCAAUCAUCUUUACUAGCAGGAACACUUAUUUCUUGUCUUUUCAUUUUCAGGAUCUUAUUGCUUGUUAUUUCAUAAGCAUCUUGUUAGCAGCGACUUGUUUUUUAUAGGUGAGCCUGGCACUUGUCCUACAUAUACGGCGUUUUCUUCUAUUAUUUCAAAGUUUUAUAGAAGACGCACAAAAGUAUGAAACAAGUAGAGUAUAUGUAAUUCGAUUCAUAGAUUGAUUUUGGAUAGAACCGGUUAAAAUAGGUUUGGUGUUUUAUUCC